Cinara cedri is the source of this 12620-nucleotide messenger RNA. NCBI's taxonomy places the organism in Eukaryota, Metazoa, Arthropoda, Insecta, Hemiptera, Aphididae. The record is from the annotation of a GenBank genome assembly.
UGUAUUAUUGAAGUUUGUAUGUUGUGCUUACGAAGUUAUUUAUUCAGUUAAUAAUACCUAAUUGUUAAAAUUUUUGAUGUAAUGAUCAUGUAAAUGGUUUUAUUUACCAUUGUUAGUAUUGUAUACCCGACAAGUAUCAAAUGCAUAAAAAACAUUACCCGAAUGCAUUAUUUUUGUCUUGAUUGUUUGGAAAUUUGAACAGGUGUAUUGUUAAAUCAAAAAAAUCAUAAUGAAUUCUUCUGAUAUACUUGUAAGUAAAAGUUAACACAAUGCUAAGUGUUCUUAAAUUUAUAUAAUUAUUAAUAAUCAGAUAUGAAAUACGUUUUUAGGUGUAUGCAAAUGAAAUGACCAAUUAUGAAAUGAUGUUAAAUGAGUUCUAUAAUCCAAAUUCAAGCAAUACUGUAAAAUUAUAUAUGCAAGAAGAAUUUGAUAAGUUUGGUGAACGUGACAAAUGUUGGGUUCAAUGUUGUUAUAAUUUAGAAAAUAGUAAAAACCAAUAUUUAUUAAUGUUUAGCCUGAAUAUAUUGGAGGUACACUUAAUUUUUUCUAAAAAGUAGAAUAAAAGUGAAAUAAUUUCUUAAAGACUGUUUUAAAUUAUAAUAGAUGCUUAUUAAUAAGAAAUGGGAUAAAAUAACCUACAAAUCUCAAGAAACAUUAAGAGAAGCAAUCUUUAAACAUAUCGUAGUGAAGCAUAAUGAAUAUCCCAAAUUCAUGAUGAGCAAAAUGAUUAAGUUAUUAGUAGAUAUAGCCCGUAAUGAUUGGCCUGUGCGCUAUCCUAAUUUUAUUGACAAUAUUAUACAAGUAUGAACGGUUUAAAUAAUAAUAUUACAAAAAUAAAUUGUUCAUAUUAAUUUUUAUUUUUAGUUGCUCAUAACUCCCGAACAAGUUCUUCUAGGUUUAUCAUUUUUACUUUUGUCAUCUGAAGAAUUUAUAAAUCCUAAAGAAGAUCUAUUGGGUAAUAGAAAACUUGAACUAAGAGUACUUUUUUCAAAGCACAUUCCUAAAUUGUUCGACAUACUUUCAGGUACUUAAUAUUAUUUUAAUUUAGGUAAUAAAUCAUUUAAAAUUUUCUUUAUUGCUUAUCAUGAUUAAUUAUUUAAUACUUUUUGGUUAUCGCGACUACCAACAAUAGUUAUAAUGUAUUAAAUAAAAAUUAUAGAAAUAAAUUUGGUUAUUGAGACUACAUAUAUUUAUACAUUAGUGCUAGAGUAUCAAAAAGAGUGCACCACAAUAAAAUAUAUUACAAUACAAAUUAAAUAACAGUGUAAAUACAGUCAUAUUUUUGACAUUCUAGGACUCUUCUACAUUUUGCAGUGAACUAGUAAAAUGAAUUGUGAUAGUGAUAUAUUCAAAUAAAUAUAUAUUAUUACGUGGAUCUUUCCAGAAAGACCUAAAGAUAAUGUAUAAAUAUACGUAGUCGCCACAACUGAAUUUAUUUUUAUAUUUUUUUUUAAUAUUAUUAUUUUAAUAUAUAUUUAACUAAAAAAUACCAUUUAUUUUAAUCUAAUUAACAUAAAUUAAUAUUUAUUUUUAGAUAUUUUAAAAAAUGCUCCUCAAACUUCAAAUGCAAAUGAAAUAUCUGAAGCUGUGACAAAAGUAUUUUCUGAUAUGUUUACAUGGGUUCCAUUUGAAAAGCAUCUUACUCCAGAUUUAUUAAAAGUUUUGAUGCCCUUAGGAAAAAAUGAGGUAUAAUUGAAUUAAUUUUAAUUAAAGUAUUACAGUUAAUAGUUAUAAUACAGUUAAAACUACAUUUUAAUGCUUAGGAUGCUACAUCUAUUAAUGUUUUGACUAUAUUUAAUGAAGUUCUCAGUAAAUCAUAUACUCAAACAGAAGAUAAAUAUUUUAUUUUAUCUGAAUUAUGUCUUUAUACAUUCCGGUUAGUUGAGCAUGUAAUUGGUGUUCCUGUAAAAGGUUUUAUGAGUGAACCGUAAGUAUAGACAAUUUUAAAUCAUAAAAUUCCUUUAUUGAACAUUUAUUCAAAACAUUUUUAUUGUUUUGCAGUUAUUUGAUAAUAAUUACAGAAAUUCUUUCUGUGGUUAUUAGAAAAUAUUGGAACUAUCUUGAUAAUCAUUUUAAAAAUGGCGAAUUCUUAGAAAUAUUACUACAAUAUACAUUCCAGCAAGUUGACUUAGACUUGUAUUAUCAAUGCUUGGAUAUUUGGUGUAGUAUUUUUGAAGCAUUACCUGAUCGGACUGAAUGUGUUGAAAAGUAAUUCUAACAUUUUAUUUUUAAAUUUAACAUAAUAGACCAACAAUAACUAAUAACAAAAAAAAAACCUGGACAUACUUUGUGCAAUGGGUUGGUUACUGUAGUAUAUGGGAAGUUUAAAGUUGGUUUCACAUUCGUACACAACUUGAAAAAUGCAGACUUAAUCGCACUGACGAUUACAUGCUAAAUAUUAUAACUAUGAUAAGUGGCUGUUUUAUUUUAUUUAAUAUGGGCGUGACCCAAAAUACAGUAGUAAUUCAAUAAAUUAAGAUGAAAACAAAUUCAGGAGAAGUGAUAAAUGGAACCAGGUAUUUAGGUAUUAGCGGUAUUUAUUAACUAGAUAUUAGUGUAAGAACGAAGGUAUUAGCAAGAUGUAUCAUGAAGUGUAUUGGAUUGUUUGAACUAUAAUUGAUGGUGUGCUUAGGGAUCGCAAAAGUGGUGGUAGAGCGCGUCAGACGUGGAGGUACUUAAAAGUCAAUGAAUGAAUAUCAAUGCGAUUACAGAAAACUUCAAGUUGAUAUCAACUCUUCUAUCAGCUAACGUUAAUAGAAGUGUAGUCGUGCAACGAGUUGAUGCCGUUAAUAGUAAAGGUGACAAGUCCCUAAAUUAAAAAUAUAUAAUAUACAUAUGUUAUUAUAUUAUUAUACAAUUAUGGUCAGAUAAAAUACAAUUAAUAUAGAAAAAUUUUCCAAGGAAAAAAAAUAUAUAUAUAUGAAUAUAUUAGUGCCUCAUAGCCAAAAUUGUAUUGAUCCAAGUACAGGAGCACAUGCUUUAUACAUUGAGGUUAUUUGAAGUGUUUUAAAACAAUUAUACAAUAUUAAAGUUAAUAGUGCUUCAUUUUGAAAGGCAGUUGAAAGAAGAGUGGUGACAAUCAUUUUAUCUAUACAUGGAUACAAUAUUUGAUGAUUUCCUUUCAGACAUGAAAACUACAUUUUUAGUUUAAAUUUAACAUGAAAAAGGAGCUGCAGCUCCUAAGUUGAAAAAAUUAGGUUUAGGCAAAUAAAAAUAGUAUUGUAAUGAAUUAGUGUAGUAAGUAAUGAAUUUAUUAAUUUUACUAGUGAUUAUAAUGAUGCUGGGGAAGUGUUUAUCACUGUUGUAAAUGGGAAGUCAAGAAGUUGCUAAUGAAAAACGAUUUAGAGCAAAGUUUGGUUAUAUAUGUUUUGAAAAUCAUAAAUAUUACAAUUUUCAUCAAAAUAUGAUUUUAAAACACUUAUAAAAAAAUUACUACAUUACACUAAAAUUUGUUUAUUUUUCUGGCCACUAAGUACAAAAUAUAAUGAACCUCUUUUUAAAUUCUUAAGCAUUUCUGUUUAGUCUAACAAUUUAUCUAUUUCAUAGUCUACUAAAUAAAAAUUACAUAAAUAACUAACAAAAUUAAAAUGUCUAUAAAUUGCUCAAUAAUGGCUUACUUAUUUUGAAUAUUUACCAUGUCUAGAAAAAGUAAAUGUAAGUUUUCUGUUAAAAUUUUAAGUUAAAGAAUAUUUUUAAUUGAAUUGCAAAAAAAAAAAAAAAAAAAAUUAAAAGUCAUAUUAUGGUAAGAUAAUUAAAUAGGCAUUAUAUAUUUUCUUUGAUAAUAUUUGUUGAAUAUUAUACUUAUGUCCCCAUUUUUCCUACGGUUUUCCCAUGUUUUUCCCAAUUGUUGGGAAAAAUAAAAAAAUAAACUCUUUAAAGUACUUCCCAAGUCAGAAUUCUUUUUAGAAAAUAUAAUAUUAUUGUAAAUUGAAGCAAGAUUUCUAGUAGAAAAGUUGUCCACAGAAAAUAUAUAAAUAUAUAAAUAUCUUUCUAAAACCAUAUGCUUCUUCGCACCACUCAGAAUUUAAAAUAAAAAAAUAAUAUAAGAUUUUGUUUAUACAUUUUCCUGUUCUUUCUUGGUUUUUUUCGCAUUUGCUCAAUUAUUAAAAAUUAAAUAAAGAAAAAUAAAAUUGACUUUCUCGGUCACUAACAAAAUUUAAAUGUAUUUUAAAUUUUUUAUUUUUCUAUUGGAGCAACAUUUUUGGUGUAAAACCAUACAAAUUUGAAAUAAAAGAAUCGUAACACUUUAAAUUAUCAGUUUUCAUUUUUUGCCUUUUUCUGGUUUUUCCAAUUUUAUUCAUGAAAACUACUUGGAAAAAUAAAAAAAAAACAAUUUUCUUCAUAAACAUCUAGAUCUAAAAUGCAAAAACAGAGGUCUCUUGUUAUUAUUUUAAUGGAACAAUAUUUUUGGUAGAAAACAUAUUUUGAAAAAUAAAAAUAAUGAAAACGGUUACAUUAUGGUGUGCUGUAAAUAUUUGCUGUUUUAUCAUUAAUUUUCUUUCCGGUUUUUCCGAAUAUUUUGAAAAACACUUAGAAAAUCGAAAAAUGACCUCCCUAAUAUACCAACUAGAUAAAAUUUCCUUUCAGAAUAUUUGAUACACUUGAUACAUUAGAAUAAGAUUUCUUUAUAAAAAGUUAUUUACAUACAAAAAAAAAGACAUUAUAAAACCAGGGUUGCCACUUGAUCACUUUUUCAAUUAAAUUUUACUUUAGUUUUUUUUUUUGCAAAGCACAUAAAGUCCCCUUUUUAUCUUUAAAAUCACAUUUUUCAUUUUGAAUUUGUUGUAUAUUUUUUGAACUAUUUAUAAUAAUUUUUUCCAAAUAUUUUGAAAUUGUUAUACAAAGUGAUAAUUUUUAAAAUUUAUUUUGCUUAAAGACUGAACUAAAUUAUAAUUUAGUUUUUAAGUUAAUAAAUAUCUAUAAUCUUAAUCUUAACAUUGUUAUAAAUGCUGGUUGGUCAACAGAAAGUAAUUUGUAACCUUUUUAAUUAUUUAUCGUUAUUUAAAUAAUUCAUAUAUUUUGUUAACACUUUAUGUUACCAAGAAUUAAUAAAAAGUUUCUGUAGAAAUUUCUAAUUUUCAAUCCAUUUUUUUAAUUUUGUCAUUAUGAAAAAUAAUCGAUUCUUUGAGUUGGUACAUUGUACCUACUUGUAAUUUUAUAAUUGUAAGUGUCUAUCUAUUUUACCUACAUUUAAAAAUGGAUAUGUUUUCAUCAUAUUACAAUUUUAUAGUUAUUUCCAAUACAAAUUAUACAAUGCAUUUUAUACAAAAUUUUAAUAACAUAUUAAUAAAUUUAGCUAAAUCUUAUGAAACUCGUUUUAUUGAUAUAUUUAAGUAAUUCUCUUUUUGGUCACUUUUUUUCAUAAAUUUUAGUCACUUUAUCCAUUAUUUCGAGUACAACACAUUGAUGGUAACCCUGUAAAACUAAUAGAUCUCUUGCUAUGCUCCAAAUAUAAAAUACGGUAAUUCAAUACUAUUUUCUGUAAGACAUCAAAACCUAAUUUGUUAAAAAUUUAAAAAUUACUUAAAUUCAUAUUAAGAUUUGCUAAAGAUUUUACAUUUAAAAUCUUGGUUAAAAUGAUGAUCUGUGAUUUUCUGUUUUUUGAUGAUCAGAUAAUUCUUGAAUAAGUCUAAUAAUUUAUGACACUUAUUUUGUUAAUUGUUGUCGUUAAAUUAUAUAUGGACAGCAAUUCUUUUAAGACUUGUUAGUUUUAUAUUGUGCAUUCUAUUUCGACCUCAUGACUGUUCAUAUCACGUGUUGCUCAUGUCAAGUUAAAUGUACAUUUUUUGUGUUUUGCAGUUCCAAUAUUAUUGAUUUUUCUGCUCUCUUAUUUCUUAUUAAUUUUAAAGCGCCUCAAUAUUUUAUUAAAUAAAUAAUACAUAAUUAUAAGUGUUUUCCCAGAUGUUACUGUUUAAAAAUCUAAUAUGUAUUGUUUCUUGGGUUUUUCCACCAUAUAACAAUAAUUGUAUUAUAACUCGUAUUCUACUACUAAUAUACUAAACAUUUUAAUGAUACCAUGUGUUUGCUUAAAUAACUCCAAAACAUUCCUAUUAUUCCUCGCACAUCUUUAAGAAAUUCCUUAUAUAGGAAAAUAUUAUGUUCUAAUUCAAUUCAAAUACAACAAACAGUUUAAUUAAAAUGGUAUUUGAGUAACAAAUUAUAACCUAUAUUUUAAAUAAGUAAAAAAAAAAAAUAUACAUUUCUUUAAAAUUUAAAUUCAUUAUAAUUUUUAAAAGUUUUAAUAAAAUAUAUGUGAGUCAGCAUUUUUGAAUAAAAGACACUUUUGCUAGUAAUAAUUAGUAGGUGUCUACUUACACACAUUUUUAUAAUUUUACAAUGAAGUCUUUUGUGACAAACUAGUAUAUACAUAGUAUAUAGUAGUAUUAUUCCAUAUAUACUAAUAUAUGAAAUAAUUAAAUAUGACUGAUACCUAAUACUUCUUCUAUCUAAUCUUGCUACUUGAUAAUAUACCAAAAUUAAUUUAUAUAUAGGCUAGUUUUAGAUUCAGAACGGAGUGAAGAAUCUAUUGGUUUUACUACAAUUGAAAAUAAAUUUGUUUGUAACAUUUUGAAUCCAAUUGGUGAGUUAGAAAAUUGUUUUUGAUUUUCCAAGCAGUUUUCAUAAUAAUUGGGGAAAAACGUAGAUAAUAUUUAUUGAAAUUAUGGUGUUAUUAUUUUAAAUUAUUUUUUGUUGUAAUUCAGUUGAAAAUAUUUGUUGAGACUUGAAAUUUUCAUAAAAAAAUUUUAUUUACUUUUUCUAGACAUGGUACAAUUUCAAAAACAUUUUAAAGAUUUUUGUGCUAUUUAUAGGUAUUUUAUGUUUCCAAAUUUUUUAUAUAGUUUUUAUUUGAUAGGUACUAUGUGGAUCUAAUUGUUGACUAUAUAGACAUUUAACAAAAAUAAAUUGUAUUUUGUGGUAAAAGAAAUUGUGAUAAUCUUUUUUUAUAAUUUUUCAAAAUUUUGAAGAAAAUCAUAAAUAUUAUGGCUGUACAAACCAUGUUUGAACAAACUUUACUUUGAAUCGUUUUUUGUUAGCAAUGGUUUAUCAUUUCUUACAGAUAUAAUUAAUUAAACUGUGUAUUCUAUCUUCCCAACUUCCCACCUACAACUGUAACACACCAGCAGUAAAAUCUGCAAUAACAGUCUUUUGUUUUUAUGUAUUAUUAUUACCCUACUAUGUUAUAAAAAUAUAUUUUUAAAUAUAUUUAGGUAUCGUCGUGUAUUUUUGGAUCUUGUUGAAAGAGUUACACAAAAAAUAAAUACAUUUGGGAAUAUAAAUGAUGAAAUAUUCGAUGAUGAUGUGAGUAUUUGCAUUAAUAUUACUGUCUAAAGUUCAGUAUUUGGUUUGGGCCAUUUACCUAUUAUAGAUUAACUUUAAAAUAAUAUCAAUUUUUGUUGAUCCUAAUAAAAAUAUAUUACUAUUGACUAAGUUAUCCAUUGUAUUUGUGUGGUAAAGUUAUAUUAAUAAUUGCAUGCAUUUCUAUAUUUUUUUCAUAUAGUUUUAAAAUAGGUAAGCUUAAAAAUUAAACCUUCCUACUAAUUUUUCAGAGUACAUUUUAUUUUACAUAUUCAAAACAUUUGUAUUGUUUUUAAUUUUUACAUUCAAAUUACAUACAUAAUUUAUUAAUAUAAAUUGAUUACAUGUUAGGAUAAUCUACACUCUAAAUAACUUAAGAUUAUCAUUUUUACCUCCUAUCAAUUAAAGUUUUUGUUUGGUCUGAAAAUAAUUUUUGAGUCAUCCCAAGCAACUUUAAGUUAUAUGGUAUUAGUGCAAUUGUGCUGUAAUUAAUAUAUUUAUUAAUUAUUAUUAUUGUGAUAUUCUUGGCAUGGUCAAAAACUAUGCUCUAUAAAAAGUAAAAUAUAAUGUAACAUCAUACACCAUUGGCAAGAUUUUUCAUGUAUGAUUUUGGUAUAAUAUGUAUGACAGUGUGUGUAAAGUUAAUUGUUUGUCAAUAAUUUCUAUUGAGAUAUGUUUUCAAUUAAUUUUGCGCUAAAUUGGUCUUUGGUUGCAAGAGAAAAAAAAAUUAAAUUAUUGUUUUUGUUUCGGGGCUUCUUUAUUUUUUUCAUUACUAUAUGAUAGUAAUUUAGGUUAACGACAGUAUUCAAUUUAUUUUGUGAAAUACCAUCCUGCCAAUUAUAGAUAUUGUAUGGUAUAUAAGAAAUUAAUUACAAUGUCGAAAAAUACCCAACACUAAAAGUAAUUUUUUGCAUAAUAAUAUUAAGCCUAGUUUUAAUAAUUUUAAUGUAAUUUCAAGUCACCCAUUACCAUCUACAUUUACAAAAAACCUAGCUGACUCCUCUAAUACAUAUGCUCAGGCUACUUCCAGCCAGCCUUCUCAAUCACUAUUUGAUAAUUCUCCUGACAUUUCCAAAGUCCCUUACUUUCUUCAAAGAUAAGCUUAAGUCAUUUGUCAAUCCUCUAAUCUCACUUUUAACAUAAGUAAUUUCAUCCCUUCUAAGUAAAAAAAAUGAAUAAUAGCUCUUACACAAAUCAUUUGCUAUCAAUCAUAUUAUGUAAUGCAAACGGUCUAUGUAACCACUAACCACGUUAAUGAUUUACAAAGUAUGCUAUAUGAUAAGCGCAUAGAUAUUGCUCUAAUCACUGAAACCCUUUUACCAAAUAUUCGUACAUUUCUAUUCCUGGUUAUAGCUUACUUAAAUCCAAUCAUCCUGAUGGUACAGCUUAUAGUGGAGUAGCUAUACUAAUAAAAACCAAAUUAAAAUUUCUUUCACUCCCUAAUUAUUAUCAAAGUUAUGCACAAUCUUGUGUUAUCUUAAUUACUCUAAAUAAUAUAGCAUUUACUAGUGCUGCUAUUUAGAGCCCUCCUAGGCACAAUCUAACCAAUAUUGAUCUCUCAGACUAUUUUAGCACCAUGCAUAAUAAUUUUAUAGUAGAUGGUGACUACAACGCGAAACAUCAAAGCUGGGGUUGCCGUUUAGCUAACCCCUGUGGUAACCUCUCUAUAACUUUGUCCUUGCUAAUAAAUAUAAAAUUAUUUCUCCCCCAAGACCUACUUACUGGUCAACUUUCACAAAGAAAAACCCGACAUUUUGGAUAUCUUCAUUGCAAAAAGGCCCAGGAAUCUGUUUUGCUCAGUAACAAUAGUCUUGAUUUAAACUCGGACCAUUUAUUUUCUCGCCCAUGAUUGAUCGGUAUAAAUUUCAUAACCUAAUAGAUCAAGCUGUCAAUUACUUAACUACCCCCAUAAACUAGGCGGCUAGGCAACACUUUUAUUACUUUUAAGCCCUCUUUUCCCAAUCACUCAUUUAUCUCUGAUCAAGUGCGCUCAUAAAUAGUCCAAAAACAAAGAUGCACAAAACGUUUCAACUGCAUCAUGAUAAACUCGUAUAUCAAAAGGCAAAUGAGACAAUCAGUUUUAUUGAUUACAAUAAAAUUAAUAUUAACUUAGUUCUUUUGAAAAUUAUUGAGGAGAGGAGGGACUAAAUUUCAUUCCUUUUUAUGCAAAAUGAUUUUUAUCUAUUCAAAGUUGAUAAUUGAAUAUAUAUUUUUAAAUGUAUAAAAUAGUUAAUCUUUCAUUAUAAUGAAAGUGUUGUUAUGUUUGAUAUUAGUUAUUCUUAAACCACCUGCCAUAUGACUUCUUUUACAAAAAUUAUAAAUUUAUAAAAUACUUCCUAAUAUGUGUAUAAAAUAUACUUUUACAGGGACAAACUGAAUGUCAAAUUUUCUUAAACAAAAAUAUUGAAAUUAUAUCCCAAGUAGCACAUCUUUAUCCAAUUAUCGCUGUUUCUGUGGUAAGUAUAGUACAGUUAUUUAAAUUAUAUUAUUUAUAUUAUGUUUUAAAGCGAUUAUUUUGAUUUUAGGUUGAUAAUUGGAAGUUGUAUAUAAAUGAUUAUAUAACUUUAUUAAAUUGUCCUAUGUUGUUGGAUAACUUUAUACAUUCUAAAUGCAUGUUCUUAGUUCCAUCUACAAGGACAUUAACAAGCCUAAGUAGUCAUUAUGAAGACUCUAUGAAAAUUGCAAUUGCUAAAAUGCUAAAUGAAAUUACUAUUCAAGGUGUUGCUACAACACCACUAUAUCAAAUACCUGUGUGUCUGAAAAAAAUAAAAUCUCUAAUUCAAAUGUUAGAUAUAUAAAUUAUUUUAUUAAAUGCCUAAUUUGUAAUGAUAAACACUUUAUUAAUAUUUUUGUAUUUUAGUCAAAGUGAAAUAAUUACAGCUUUAUCACGAUGGAUGGAUUUAUUAAAUAACAACAAACAAUUUUGUCUGGAACAAAAUCGAGAAAAACUAUUUUCUGUAUUGGUUUUAUCAUUACAAGAUAGAACUCAACCUACUCAGAUACAUGAUGCUUGUGGAGUUCUAUUACCAACAGUUACUGAACCUAUGCUUAUCCAUAUUUCUGAGUAUGGACCUUUAAUUGAACAAUUGUUAACACCAUUUUUAGAUGGUUCUAUUACACUCAAUCAUUUAAGUAAAAAGGUAUAUAUAUAUAUAUUUUGUUUCAUUAUUUUAGUCUUAGCAGAUAUGAUUUGAACAAUUAAGAUAAAAAUAUUGUAUUUAUGUAAUAAUAGAUAUUGUAUGUAUCAAAAGAUGUCAGUAAUCAUCUCAAUCAAGUAGAAUCUACUGAGCUAUUCCAUAUUUUAUUUUUAUAACAGAUGCCAACGCAUAUAUGUCUUGGAUUUUUUAUAUUCAUUUUUAAUGUACUGUAUUGUGUCUAUUAUACACAUAUAGUUACAACAUACAUAUGGUGUGUGUAUAUUUUUCUUGAUACUUUUAGACAUUUCUAGUGCCUUCCUCAACUAAAUAAGCUCAAAUUUAAAAACUGUGAGUUUUGUAGGCAGAUUGAAGUGAUAAAAGUUUGGUUUCAAUGUUCAAUCCUCUUACCAUUUUCUUGGAAGAAGUAUAAUUGUAAAAUUAUUCUAACUGUACUAAUUAUACUAAUUGUAGUAUUAUACUUCUAUAAUAUUUGGUUGUUUAAUUUUUCAAAGAAUAUUUUGAGUAAAUAAAAUAAGUUCAGGAAAAUUUAACUCUAGUGACAGUGUUAUAUGAUUAUAUAUAAUUAUUUUUGUAAUAUUAUACAUUAUAUUUAUUUGCGUUUUCAGACUCGUCUUUCAGUGAGAGUUCUUUCAUUAAAAUUUCUUUUAACUUACCCUGGGCAAGAAGAAGAAAUAAAAGUCUUGGUUUUAAUGAACUAUUUAAAUUCAUUAACACCUUCUGGAUUAAAUGAUUUAAAAAUGUUGUCUGAUGUUCUUGUCAACAGUGGACCCUAUAAAAUGUCUACUAGAAGGAUUAUUUAUCGUUCUGUUGAAGUAAUUACAUUAGUUACAUAUUUAAUAUUUUGAAAAUAAAUUGUUUCAAUUAAUCUUUUGUAGCCCUGUUUGAUUCAAGCUGUAACCCACUUAAAAAAAGACCUUCAAUCAGAAUCACUUAACCCUGUGAUGGAAAAAUGUGAAAGAGUGAUUACAUUUUUGUCAGAAAUGUAUGAGUUGUUACAUGAUACUAUGUCUCCUCAAUUUUUGCAAGUACUAAUGAAAAUAUUCGUUGAUUUAGAUAUGUAUGUAUUAUUAUAAACACUGAAAUAAAAAAAUUUAAAAAAAAGAUUAUUGUUAAAAUAUUUUUCUCUAUUUUAGGAUUUGGUCUUCAUGUACAGUGUUAACAAUCAAAAUGCUUGAAGUUCUUUCUUUAAUUGUUAAACGUUCUUCUAAAUCAAAUAAAGAGUUUACAUCUGUUGUAAUUAAAGUAGGGUUAGAGAAAUUAAUUCCUUUGGUAGCAUCUAAUUGCUAUCCUCCAACAGUUUCUGCACUUUUUAAUUUACUUUAUUGGUAAAAUUAUAUUUACAAAUGUUAUUAAAAUACCAAUUUGUAUUUGGUAUGAAUUAUUAAAUUAUUUUUAUUGUAACAUUUUUAGUGUUUUAAUGUUUAAGUGGAGGUAUUUUUUUCCUGCUUCUCCAUCUCUAACUAUGCACUCCAGUAAUGAUACUAAUAUUGACAAUGCCGAACAGUUUACAACUAUUCUUGAAGUAAUAGGAUACUCAUUUAUGACCAACGACAUAAGUAUUUUUUCACAAAACUUAAAGGCCAUUGAAGACUUACAUUCUAAAUGGAAUUUGUAUGCAAAGGUAAUACAUUUUUAUAAAGUGAUACUUUAAGAUUCUUGAAAUAAUUCUAAAGUGUACUUUUAUAGGAAUAUUUUAAACAUUACUUUCUCAGCAAAUAUAUGACUGUGCUAUUAAAUGUUAUGGUUAACAAAAGCCAUACAUUACUAUCAGAUGAAAUAUCAAUGGCUAUUUAUAAUAUGGCGAGUGUAGACUUUGAUUAUUUUUUUUUAAAAUUUUUACCUGAUUACUUAAAACAGACAGAUAAUAUCCGCAAUGAUCAACGGCAAUUUUUAAGACAAAAACGCAUGCAACCAGUCAAAGUAAGUAAAAUACAUCUUAUUAUUUGGAAAAAUAUUAUUUUUAAUUUUUUUUUUUCCAUAGGAAUUACCUACAUUUAUGGCAAAUCUCGCACAAUUAACAAAUGAUAUUAGGUGUUCAAAACAAAUUUAAACUUACUUAUGAAGGUAAAAUGACUGAUUUUUUUUCUUUGACCUGUAUUUCAUCCAUUUAAAAAAAAAAUUAUUUGUGGUUUAAAAAGCUAUUGUAAUAAUUAAGUUGUGAUUAUU